AGCUCAGCCAAAGGAUUUAUAAACACUUGAAACACUGGAUUUAUUUGCACAAAGGAUGCUGGUCACCUUUAAAACCAGUAGAGGAAGUACUGCACUUCUUCAAAUGGUACUCUAAGUUGGACAGGAGCAGGAGAGGAAAGAGAAAUCUGAACGCAGACUGCAGACACACUGUGUGUGUGUGUGCUCCAUUGGGUGUACCUGGUUAGAGAAACGGAGAGGAUGCUGCCGGUAGAGGAGCUCACCGCUGGCCCCAUGGUGGCUGAUAGAGCGUCAGAAGUCACUGCUGUCCUGCUUCUUCUGCUGCUGUUGUUGCUGCUUUUCACCACCUGGAGACAAAGAAAACAGUCACACAUACCAGGUCCUUUCUUCUUAGCAGGACUCGGUCCAAUUCUCUCCUACAGCAGAUUCAUCUGGUCUGGGAUUGGAACAGCGUGUAACUACUACAACAACAAAUAUGGGAGCAUUGUGCGGGUGUGGAUAAACGGAGAGGAGACCCUGAUUUUGAGCAGGUCCUCUGAAGUGUACCACGUUUUGAGGAGUGCCCACUACACCUCCAGAUUUGGCAGCAAAAAAGGACUCGAGUGCAUCGGCAUGUACGGAAAUGGUAUCAUUUUCAACAGUGAUGUCCUGCUUUGGAAAAAAGUGAGAACAUACUUUUCUAAAGCUCUGACUGGACCCGGCCUGCAGAGGACCGUAGGAAUCUGUGUGAGCUCCACAGCCAAACACCUGGACAACUUACAGGACAUGACUGACCCCUCUGGACAUGUAGAUGCUCUCAAUCUCCUGAGAGCCAUCGUGUUGGACAUCUCCAACCGGCUGUUCCUCAGAGUGCCGUUAAAUGAGAAAGACUUCUUGACGAAAAUUCACAACUACUUUGAUACCUGGCAAACAGUUCUAAUAAAACCAGAUAUAUUCUUCAAGGUUGGAUGGCUGUACAACAAGCAUAAAAGAGCAGCACAGGAGCUGCAAGAUGCAAUGGAGAGCCUGCUUGAAGUUAAGAAAAAGAUGAUUCAUGAAGCCGAGAAGCUGGACGACGAGCUCGACUUUGCAACAGAGCUCAUCUUCGCCCAGAACCACGGAGAGCUAUCAGCAGAUAACGUCAGGCAGUGUGUGCUAGAGAUGGUGAUCGCAGCCCCUGACACACUUUCCAUCAGCCUCUUCUUCAUGCUGAUGCUGCUGAAACAGAACCCGGACAUAGAGCUGCAGCUAGUGGAGGAGAUGAACACCAUCUUGAAUGAAAAAGACGUGGAAAAUAUCGAUUACCAAAGCCUGAAGGUGAUGGAGAGCUUCAUCAACGAGUCUUUGAGGUUUCAUCCUGUGGUCGAUUUCACAAUGAGGAAAGCUCUGGAGGACAACGACAUCGCAGGCACAAAAAUCAAGAAGGGCACCAACAUCAUUCUCAACACUGGCCUCAUGCACAAAACCGAAUUCUUCCCCAAACCUGAAGAGUUCAACCUCACGAACUUUGAAAAAACGGUACCCAAUCGUUACUUCCAGCCCUUUGGCUGCGGGCCUCGUUCCUGUGUGGGCAAACACAUCGCCAUGGUGAUGAUGAAGGCCAUCCUGGUCACUCUCCUGUCUCGGUACACUGUGUGUCCUCAUCAAGGCUGCACACUCAGCAGCAUCAAGCAGACCAACAACCUGUCACAGCAGCCGGUGGAAGACGAGCACAGCCUGGCCAUGCGCUUCAUCCCACGAACGAAAUAACCCCACGACAACAAGCUGCGAAACAUAACAGCGCUUUUUACACUUCAGAUGAAAGCAUCUUGAAAUGGGUGUAAAGGCCUUAAUGAAGUCCUGUACUAGGAAAUACUAACAAUAAAUUUGUAUUAACAGCACAUGUACGCCAAAUUCAACUUUACUAAUCUUUAAAAAAAUACACUUGUUAAGUAGAGUUUUCCGAUUCAUGUUUUGACAAUGUACACAGCUCAUACUUUUAAUAAAGAUCCAUUUGCAAUGAC
Molecule: messenger RNA, 1961 nt
Organism: Oreochromis niloticus (Nile tilapia)
Lineage: Eukaryota; Metazoa; Chordata; Actinopteri; Cichliformes; Cichlidae
Gene: cyp19a1b
Product: cytochrome P450, family 19, subfamily A, polypeptide 1b
Exons: 10
Coding region: 220-1707 (495 amino acids)
Biological process (GO): female gonad development; response to estradiol
Cellular component (GO): endoplasmic reticulum
Molecular function (GO): aromatase activity; heme binding; iron ion binding
Source: RefSeq, a predicted model, not a curated record